GAUGACCGAAACGAAGAACUAUAGCAGCUGUUCUUUUUCCGUUGAUCGCGGUCGCAGCCUAUCUGCAUCUCAGGUUCACACUCAUGCUGUCUCCCUUGCUCAGCUGUUUGAACCAGAGCAAUGUCUAGACAAAUAUACUGCGAUUUUUAUAAAUUUUCAAAAGCUCAUUACUAUACAGUCUAUACUUGAUUAAAAGCCAUGCUCAUUUCCCGAGUUAAUUCACCUUUUUUAUUUUUAUUUUUUAGUUUUUGAUGACAAACAAGUUUCUCCUACUUCACAUAUGAAGCUACUUGGAUUCUUUCAAAGCUAACUUUGGUCUGAUCCAGUUUUCAGAUAGUGACUUCUUUCCAUGCUUGGAUCUUUCCCAUCUCGUAGCCUUAGAUUCGUUAAACUUUCUUCUUUACUCAAUCUUUGUUUGAGAUUCAGAUUUGCUUGUCUGGCUUAGUUUAGUUUAGUUCAGUUCAGUUUGCUUUGUUCAAGAACAUUUAUUAGAGAGAGAGAGAAAUGGCGGUAGCUGCAGCUCGGUCUGGGCGCCAAGCAAAACGACCGUACUGGGGAUUCUGUAUAAAAAUGGCAGCAGUGGCCAUUUUGGGUCUCUGCUUUAUAUUUAUAUGGACUGUGUUUUCAUCUUCGAACUCAGUGACGACUCGGAUAGAGAGCUUUGACAACAUAGAGCAGCCUCCUGGAUCAAGGAGCCAAAGGGUGAGCAGCUCUGGGGAUAAGAAGGUAAAUGGGUCUCAAGCUUUAGGUGGUCAUAAAUCUGAGGAGAAGAAGCAGAAGAAAGAAGUAGCGGAUACGAAAAAGGAGGGAGUUAAGAAGAAGGUUCCAGAGAAAAGUAAGGAUUCAGAGAAGGAGAAGGAGAAGAAGGAAGAUGAGGAUGAAGAAGCAGAAGUGGUGGAUGGGAGUUUGAAGGAGGAAGGUUUGGAUGGUGAAGGUGAAGGAAAUGUUAAUGAAGAAGGAGAGGUUGAUUUGAUUGAGGGGGUGGAUGUGGAAUCUGAGGAGAAGUUGGAAGAUGAUGGCGGAGAAUCAGAGAAGAAAGGAAAGAAGAGAGAUAAGGUUAAGGGUCCAGUGUUUGAUCCGAAAGCAAAUUAUCACUGGAAAUCUUGUAGUGUUAGGAGCAAGCAUAAUUACAUUCCUUGUAUUGAUAUUGAAGUUGGCUCCGGAAGGGUGCAGCAAUAUAGGCACACAGAGAGGAGUUGUCCGCGAGCGCCACCAAUGUGUCUUGUGCCUCUUCCCCCUGAUGGGUAUGACCCUCCGGUGCAUUGGCCUGAGAGUAAGGAGAAGAUAUUGUAUAAGAAUGUGGAGCAUCCAAAGCUUGCUGCAUUUAUUAAGGAACAUACUUGGGUGAUGGAGUCUGGAGAGUAUCUUACUUUUCCUCAAAACCAGUCUGAGAUUAAGGGCGGGGUUCUUCACUAUCUGGAGUCCAUUGAAGAGAUGGUACCAGAUCUCGAAUGGGGAAAGAAUAUCCGUGUAGUGCUGGAUAUCGGAUGUACUGAUUCUGCUUUUGGGGCUUCUCUCCUUGAUAAGGAUGUAUUAACAUUAUCAUUGGGGUUGAAAGAUGACCUAGUUGACUUGGCCCAAGUUUCACUCGAGCGUGGUUUUCCUACUGUAGUUAGCCCGUUCGGAAAUAGAAGGCUUGCUUUCCCUAGUGGUGUUUUUGAUGUUAUUCACUGUGGCGGAUGCACUGUGCCUUGGCAUUCAAAUGGUGGUAAGCAUCUUCUAGAGAUGAAUAGGAUUUUGAGGCCUGGGGGAUACUUUAUCUUGUCAACUAAACAUGACAGCUUUGAAGCUGAAGAAGCCAUGAAUACGUUGAUGGUAUCUAUCUGUUGGAAUAUUUUAGCUCAUAAAACUGAUGAAAUCAGUGACGUGGGUGUAAAAAUAUAUAAGAAGCCCGACUCAAAUGACUUAUAUACGAUGAGGAGGAAGAAACAUUGGAUACCUUUAUGCAAGGAAAAUGAUAAUCCAGAUGCAGCCUGGUAUGUCCCCGUGAAGACUUGCUUGCACACCAUUCCAUCUGGUAUUGAAGAGCGUGGAUCAGAGUGGCCGGAGGAAUGGCCGAACAGGCUCGAAAAGUACCCGGACUGGUUGAAGGAUAAAGAUAGGUUGAUUGCAGACACCAAGCACUGGAAAGAUAUUGUUGACAAAUCCUAUCUUAUUGGACUUGGUAUUGACUGGUCAAGAAUUCGAAAUGUAAUGGACAUGAAAGCCAUCUAUGGAGGAUUUGCUGCAGCCCUCUUGCAACAAAAGGUUUGGGUGAUGAAUGUGGUCCCUAUCCAUGCACCUGAUACGCUUCCUUUCAUUUUCGAGCGUGGACUUGUAGGAACCUACCAUGACUGGUGUGAGUCUUUCGGUACUUAUCCAAGAUCAUAUGAUCUUUUGCAUGCUGAUCAUCUGUUUUCACGGCUCAAGAACAGGUGUAAGCAGCCUGCAUCAAUUGUUGUUGAAAUGGAUCGUAUUUUACGGCCAGGAGGUUGGGCCAUCAUACGUGACAAAGUUGAGAUUCUGGAUCCGUUGGAGGGAAUACUGAAGAGUUUGCGUUGGGACAUAAGGAUGACUUAUGCUCAGCAAAAAGAAGGUAUCCUCUGUGCUCAGAAAACCACUUGGCGCCCUUGAGAUCGUAAUGCACUACCACAUCCCUGGAUGCAGAGGCCAAGUUUCAGAUAUCGGGACAGCCAUAUGGGCUGCACUUACAUAAUGUGACUUGCUAUAUUUUGAAGCCUGGAACCGAUACCACGCUUUCUGCUGAUGCUUCAUUUUUUCGAUCGAAAUACAUGAGAUCCAAUAUUCAUUUUCUUAACAAACACUUGAUGUAAAGGUUGAGGCUGAUGAGGGUGUGAAUGAGUGUUCAUUACCAGUAUAGGCAUUAUAUACAUUUUUGUACCCAUUUUAAGCUUCAGUGAUGGUUCCACCCCAUUUUUUGUAUAGGUUGUUCUUGUUCUAAUCUGAUGAAUGAUUUUAUUUCUUUUUGGUCUUCAAAGAUAUGUAUAUUGGGCUUCCAUUGAUCAUU
Molecule: messenger RNA, 3007 nt
Organism: Fragaria vesca subsp. vesca
Lineage: Eukaryota; Viridiplantae; Streptophyta; Magnoliopsida; Rosales; Rosaceae
Product: probable methyltransferase PMT28-like
Exons: 8
Coding region: 505-2613 (702 amino acids)
Cellular component (GO): cytoplasm; trans-Golgi network; endosome
Molecular function (GO): methyltransferase activity
Source: RefSeq, a predicted model, not a curated record